Molecule: messenger RNA, 4270 nt
Organism: Dermatophagoides farinae (American house dust mite)
Lineage: Eukaryota; Metazoa; Arthropoda; Arachnida; Sarcoptiformes; Pyroglyphidae
Product: ATP-binding cassette sub-family C member 4
Biological process (GO): transmembrane transport
Cellular component (GO): membrane
Molecular function (GO): ATP binding; ATP hydrolysis activity; ABC-type transporter activity
Source: RefSeq, a predicted model, not a curated record
AUUUAUUGAUCUCAAUUCAUCAAUUCAUCUAAUUAUAAUUCAUAAACAAAAAAAAAAACAAAAAAAAUGGAUAUCUGUAAAAUGAUAACCAGAGAUAAUCCUUAUGAUCGUGCCGGUAUUUUGAAUCGUAAUUUCUUCAGUUGGAUAAUUCCAUUAUUCAAUGUUGGCUAUAAAAAAGAACUAGAAGUAAGCGAUUUAUGGAAAAAUCCAAAAGUUGAUUCUUCCGAAAGACUUGGUUUUCGAUUACAAGAAGAAUGGGACAAAGAAUUGAAAAAUAAAAAAAAAUCGAAACCAAGUUUUUUACGUGCAAUUAUUCGUGCAUUUGGUUUCUGGUAUUUUAUGUCUGGACUUUUAUCAAUAAUAUCGGAAGCAAUAAUUCGUGUCCUACAACCAGUGGUUAUGGGUUGGAUGAUUUAUUUUUUGCAAAAAUACUAUGAAGAUGGUGUGAGAGAUAUAAAAAAUCUUCAUAAUUUCUACAUAUGUGGUGGAUCGGUUGUUAUUCUCGGUAUAAUAUACGUAAUACUUUAUCAUCCAUAUUUUUUUAAAAUGACACGUAAAGGAAUGCAAUUAAGAAUUGCUUGCUGUCAUAUGAUUUAUCGUAAAUCAUUACGUUUAAGUCAACGUGCACUUGGUCAAACAACCGUUGGUCAAAUGGUCAAUCUAUUAUCGAAUGAUGUGAAUCGUUUUGAUUAUGCAUUCAUAUUCGUACCAUUCAUAUUGACAGCACCAAUACAGGCUGUAAUCACUGUUGCAUAUCUUUAUGAAUUUGAUUUUCGUUGGUCCGUUUUUGCUGGCUGUUCAGUUCUAUUGCUUUAUUUACCAUUCCAAAUGUAUAUGGGUACAUUAUUUUCAAGAUUACGUGCUAAAACGGCCAUUCUUACUGAUGAACGUAUACGUUUAAUGAAUGAAUUGAUACCGGCAAUGCGUGUGAUCAAAAUGUAUACAUGGGAAAAACCGUUUGCCAAAUUGGUCGAAUUGGCUAGACGUAAAGAAGUGUCAAUGAUUAAAAGAACGGCUCUAUUACGUGGCGUUAAUAUGGCAUUAUUUUUUGUUUCAUCCAAAGUGAUCAUAUUCGUUUGUUUUGUCGUUUUUAUCAUAUAUGCCGAUGGUGCAUUUCAUCCACAACAUGUUUUCGUCGCUAUUGCAUUGUUUGCCAAUUUCCGUACAUGUUUGACAUUAUUCUUUCCAUAUGGUAUAUCACAAGGAUCUGAAGCAUUGAUUUCAAUCACACGAUUAGAGAAUUUUCUAUUGCUCGAAGAAAAAGAACUUGAUUCUGAACAUAUAAAUAAAAUCUCUUUACCUGUAAAGAAAGAAGAUUGUGGUGUUUGGUUAAGCAAUAUGGUUGCAUCAUGGAAUCCCAGAGGAAUGGAACCAACGUUGAAAAAUUUAACUUGUGAGGUUUUGCCUGGAGAAUUAUUAGUCGUUAUCGGAUCAGUUGGAAGUGGUAAAAGUUCCAUUUUAAUGAGCAUUUUAUCCGAAAUCCCAAUUUUACAUGGGGAAGUUAAAGUACGAGGAAAAGUAUCAUAUGCCAGUCAACAACCAUGGAAUUUUGCCGGUACUGUUCGAGAAAAUGUAGUUUUUGGCAAUUCUUAUGAUGAAGCUAAAUAUCGUAAAGUUCUUCAUGUUUGUGCAUUGGAAAAAGAUUUAGAAUUAUUCGAAUUUGGCGAUCAAACAAUUGUCGGUGAUCGUGGUGUUUCAUUGAGUGGUGGUCAAAAAGCUCGUAUUAAUCUUGCUCGUGCACUUUAUGAUGAUGCUGAUGUUUUUCUAUUGGAUGAUCCAUUAAGUGCCGUUGAUGCUGCUGUAUCGAAACAUAUAUUCGAAAAAUGUAUUCGAGGCUAUCUCAAAAACAAAACCGUCAUACUAGUCACUCAUCAAUUACAAUUCAUUAAACAGGCAGCCAAAAUAUUGGUUUUGAAAAAUGGUAAAGCACAAGGCUAUGGUUCAUACUCACAUUUGAUGAGUCUUGGUAUUGAUUUCGUCAAAAUUGCCGAUGAAGAAAAUCAACAAAAACAACAGAAACAAAAAGAUCUAGAUGCUUCAAUGAAAAAAAGCCAUGAAUCGAUUCCUACUGCUUUACAUCAUUCAUCACAAACUUCGCUCAAUUCUUCGGUUGGUGGUGAUGAUUUAGCAAAUUUCAUUACAGGUGAAUCAUUGCAACAAUCGACCGGAGAGAUGGGCACAACUGGUUCGGUUAAAGCUCGAGUGUAUUGGACUUAUGUUCGAGCUGGUGCCGGUUUCUUUUUACUUUUGUCACUGAUUUCCAGUAACAUUGGAACACAAAUUCUAUUCAACGGAAGUGAUUACUUUCUCUCAUUAUGGACGGAUAAAGAAUCCGGUGGAACUAAAAGUGAUAUUAUCAAUAACUUAGAUCGUAAUGGUUGUAUCAUCAUUUUUGGUGCUCUUGUUGGAGCACUAUUUUUAUUGUCACUUGUUCGUACGACAUUAUUCUUUUCGAUUUGUAUGAAAAGUUCGAUCAACUUACAUAAUCGGUUAUUUGAAUGCAUGAUCCGAGCACCAGUAACAUUUUUCGAUAAUAAUCCAAUCGGUGUAUUGUUGAAUCGUUGUUCACGUGAUAUGGGCAUUGUUGAUGAUAUAUUACCACCAACUGCAUUUGAUGCUGUGGAAAUAUUCGUUCAAAUGAUCGGUAUUCUUGUUUUGGUCAUUAUAAUCGAUCCUUGGAUUGCCAUUCCAACAUUCGUCCUGAUAUUUAUAUUUCAUUUCGUUCGUAAAUAUUAUAUAACAAGUGCCCGAAGUAUAAAACGAUUAGAGGGAAUUACACGAAGUCCGGUAUUCUCUCAUCUGGCCAAUUCUCUUUAUGGUCUAUCUACAGUUCGUGCUUUUAAUGUGCAAUCAACUUUUGAGAAAAAAUUUGAUGAAUAUCAAGAUUGUCAUACAGCUGCUUGGUUUUUAUUUAUUUCGGCUGCACGUUGGUUUGGAAUCGUUCUCGAUUGGCUAUGUGUCAUUUAUUUGGCAUGUGUCACAUUGGCUUUAUCAAUAACCCAUGAAACAAAAUCACCAAGUGAAAUUGGACUUGCCAUUUCUUAUGCAAUUACAUUAAGCGGUAUGUUUCAAUGGGGUGUACGACAAUCGGCCGAAUUAGAAAGUCAAAUGACGUCAGUAGAAAGAAUCGAUGAAUUUAGCCAUUUAGAAGGCGAGAAAAACUUGGAACUUCCAUUGGAAAAAAAUCCACCUGAAAAUUGGCCACAUCAAGGAACAAUUGAAUUCGACGAUGUCAGUUUGUCUUAUGCUCCCGAUGCUUCACCUGUUUUGAAAAAUUUAACAUUUACCAUUAAAUCUGGCGAAAAAAUUGGUAUCGUAGGUAGAACUGGUGCUGGUAAAUCAUCCAUGAUAUCUGCCUUGUUCCGUUUAUUACCGCCAGAAGGUACGAUUACAAUCGAUGGUAUCAAUACAAGCCUCAUAUCGUUGACUAGCUUACGAAACAAAUUAUCCAUCAUUCCUCAAGAACCUGUUAUAUUUGCCGGUCCUGUUCGACAAAAUAUUGAUCCAUUCCAUCAACAUAGCGAUGAACGUUUAUGGCAAGUAUUGGAAGAGGUACAGCUAAAACAUGUUGUUUUGGAACAUUCCAAUGGUUUGGAUUCCAUCAUUGCCGAAGGUGGUUCCAAUUUAAGUGUCGGUCAACGGCAAUUGUUCUGUUUGGCACGAGCAAUUCUUAAACAAAAUCGUAUCUUGGUUCUCGAUGAAGCUACAGCCAAUGUUGAUCACAAAACCGAUUUAUUUAUUCAAGAUGCAAUAAGGGAAAAAUUUUCUCAUUGUACCGUAUUAACGAUAGCACAUCGUCUACAUACAAUUAUGGAUUCUGAUCGAGUACUUGUAUUGGAUGCUGGUCGCGUAAUUGAAUUCGAUGAACCAUAUCAAUUGCUACAGAAUGAAAAUGGUCUAUUUGCUAAUAUGGUCAAAAUGACUGGUAAAAGUAUGGCACAUAAUCUAAAAGAAAUGGCUCGUAUUGCACGUGAUUUAAGGUUAAGAAAUGAUUCCGAUUAUAAUCGUGGUCAUCUUCGUGAUCUAAAAGGUUCAUUCAUCAAUAGUCCAAGAAAAGAGAAUAUUAUUGAAGAAACUCCCAUUAAUCAUCAUGAUGGCGAUAAUGAUAUUGAAAAUGAUGAUAAUGAACAACUUUGAUCAUGAUUUUGUCAUGUUUUGUUUUGUUGAUUUGAUAAAUUUGUAAACUAUAUUCUAAUUUGUAUGUUUUUAAAUAAUUAACAGCGUUAUUCUAUCUAAUAAUUAUUCUCGAUUAAAGUAGCUGUUUACUUAA